This is a messenger RNA of Anisakis simplex (herring worm), 255 nucleotides long. Lineage: Eukaryota; Metazoa; Nematoda; Chromadorea; Rhabditida; Anisakidae. The record is from the annotation of a GenBank genome assembly.
AUGCAGCUUUUAAUAACGGUGCGUAAUCGUUCAAGUGACCAUUACGCUAAAUUGAGUCGAUUGGUAAAUCUGCAAAUUGAUGUGCCCGAAAAAGGAACCGUGAACGAUGUGGCUGAAAUUCUAUCGAAACGGGUGAAAGUACCGCCGCAAUCGUUUCGAAUUAUUCUUUGUGGAAAAGUGCUCGGAGGAGCCACCCCGCUGAAGUCACUCCUUCUCGGACCACAAACGUUGGUAUUAAAUGAUGACAGUCUGUGA